AGAAUCAGCUGACCGUCAAGCGCAAUGUCAAGACAUGACUAAGCUGAAAUCCACACAGACUUGGGACUGAUCAAAGUUUAGCAGAAGAUAAAAGUCCAGCAUCGUUCAGCUCCUCUCUCAGUUUUUUCUGCUUCUUCAGUCGCAUUGACAGAAAACCAGAAAUAUGAAGUUUUACCUGCUACUGCUGCUGCUGCUGCCACUCUGCUCAGCUCAACAGUUUCACAUUGAGUGUUAUGGUCAGGACUUCCUGAUGGUCAACAACCAGCUGCUGCAGUGUUCCAGCAAGGUCCAACAGGCCUGCUACACCAGGGAUAACGGAGAAAAGGGCUGCACUACGCUGGAUAACUGCUCUCGAGAUGGCUGGACUUGCUGCACCAACAACCACUGCAACGCCUGACCAAUCACAGCCCCGGAAAACUAACAUCAUUGAACCACAUGAUGUUAAAUAAAGCUGUGAGGGAGAUUUCACAGAAUGCAGUGUGGUUUUUGUCUGAGCUCAGUAUGUCAACAUGAAUAUUUACAAUUUCUAGACUUUGAAUUGAAAAGCGUUAUCUCUGUGCCCUUAAAUAAACUCUGUACCAUUUGAGUGUGUGAAAUAAUGACUAACUGAUUUUUAGUUGCAGAACAAAACAGGUGAGUUCACAGUCAGAGAUUAAGAACAGGUCAAGAUAUUUUGGGGGGGGGGUCUUUAUUUUCUCUAUAAAGUCUCUGUGAACUCUGUGCCGUGACUGCUGAGCCUCCACAAUACAGAGGAAAGAAUAUCUGAGCUGAUCAACGCUGAUUUAUCAGAGUCUCAUUCAGAUAUUAAUGUGAGCUGUGAAAUUAACCAGCUGCAGAGGGCAGAGCAGCAUGUACUUGAUCGAUCGUUUUGCCUUGACUUUUGCCUCUCAGACUACAUGUGGUCUGCUCUACCAUAUUGUUUAAGGUUGUCUGGAUUAUGCAACCUGAAAGGAAUACCUGCUGACAGUACUCAAGGCUGAAAAACAAUUAUUGCCCCUACAUUUUUCAGAUUAAAUAUUAUCCUUCUGUGCACCAAAAUGUCCAGACAAAUCUCUGAACAUUUAGCCCUUAUCCCAAUUAUGUCUAUUUCCAGCAUGGAUCUUAUUACCAGGUUGGAUGGAACAGAACUAACCUGGUUACUCAUUAAUUGAGUAGAUGAACUGCAGGGUCACAAAACAAACACCAUUCAUCAGGUUAAUGAGAUGACAGCGCGGUGAAGAUGACAGGUGACCGGCCUGUGUCAGUGAAAGAGAAAUAAAAUAUUCAUCAGAGUGUGAGGAACAAAUUUGUUUACAAUGUAAACAAAAUUAAGCAAAAGUGAGAAAAAUAUAAAUUUACAGAAAUUUUCAUUAAAUGCUUUACAGAGAAACAUUUAUUUUAAAGGUAUUUCCUAAAUUAUUCCGAACAAACACCUUCAAUAAAAUGAUAGCACUAAAGGUUAUGCAGAGAAACAGGUAUUUUACAGAUUUUUCCUAAAUUACUGGUAAAUGGACUGCACUUACAUACCGCUUUUCUAUUCUUAUAAACAACUCAAAGCGCUUCACACUACUGACCGCAUUCACCCAUUCACAAACACACUCACACCGAUGAAUCAUCUUUAAUAAAGAGUUCACACAUGCUUAAAAAUUGUAAAAUAACAGUUUUAUUUUUGAAGCAAAAAUAAAUAUUGUCUAAAAUACUAUUAA
Xiphias gladius (swordfish) is the source of this 1685-nucleotide messenger RNA. RefSeq lists its product as uncharacterized. Bases 164 to 397 code for a protein of 77 amino acids. The record is from RefSeq and is a predicted model, not a curated record. Lineage: Eukaryota; Metazoa; Chordata; Actinopteri; Istiophoriformes; Xiphiidae. The transcript is spliced from 4 exons.